Formica exsecta is the source of this 10558-nucleotide messenger RNA. RefSeq lists its product as uncharacterized. The coding region runs from base 3643 to 9351 and encodes 1902 amino acids. The record is from RefSeq and is a predicted model, not a curated record. Gene Ontology annotation, biological process: protein deubiquitination. Gene Ontology annotation, molecular function: cysteine-type deubiquitinase activity. The transcript has 9 exons. Lineage: Eukaryota; Metazoa; Arthropoda; Insecta; Hymenoptera; Formicidae.
AUUUUAAUUUAUAUAAAUACCCUUAACACUUUGUUUUUUAUCAGCGCCCGAUCCAAGUUACAUUGCUUUAGUUAACCCAGGAAGAGAAUAGAAUUUCUAAUGUUGUGCAAACAAUGUAAUUUACCUUUAUGAUUAUUUAUGCGACGAUAUUUCUCCAUAAAGUAUUUCCUGUCUACUUAUCUACAAUUCUUAAAGAGCAGGAAAAAUGUUCAAAAUUAUACAAGCCUAGCAUUAUGAAAUUUCGAUGCAACUGUGUGAUAUGAACCGUAUAUUGUCUCUAAUAGCACAUAUCAUAUCAACAGUGCUUACAAGCAUAAUUUUUACAUCUUUGCUUUCGUGUUCUAAAUACAGUUAGUUAGAUGGUAAUGAUGAAUGUUGACUGCAUAUAUAAUUUUGAGAACCAUCAAUUAAGAUCAUUUGCUAAACAACACCUAAAAAACCGACGUAAUUUCCUGUUCAAUACUCUGUAUAUGUGAGAAAUCAAUUCAUAAUAUUUUACAAAUAAUAUAUUAAAUAAAGAGUGCAAAUCGUUACAUUUAAGGUACAUUUAAUAAAUCUUGUUGAAGGCGCAAUCUAUAACCUUUUUAACCCCGCGACCAAUGUUGCGAUAAUUUGUCGCACAUAUUAUAUAGAUUACUACUUUAGUUACGGACAUCUGAGAUAAUUUCCCGCUAUUAUAGAAUCAUUUAUGGUUGAUGCCAAUAAUUUCUUUGAAUUCUUAUGUUCUGGAAUCUUCAGCAGCGACUCAAAUUACUUUUCUUUAACUUUCAUUUAAUGUUAUAUUUUAUAUUUAAUAACACUCUUUUUUUAUUUUGCAUCUUAUUAUCUAAAUUAAUAAGAUCAAGAUACUUUCUCCAAGAAAUUAUUAAGGAAAUUUAAUUCGACUGCUGAAUCUUUUUACACAGUGACAUAUCGAAAGCACAGGCAGGUUACUGUUACCAUUUAAAUACUCGUUCAAAGUCGAGCGCUCUACAAAGUAAACUUUAAUAAAUCUGCAUUCUGUCUCGCAAACGAAGGAGGAAAUGUUCUAAGCCUACGUAAAUAGCUACUUCACUUACGCUACAAGUGCCUACGCUUCUUGAUUAAAUAAUACCGCCAAGAUUUAAUCGACGUAAUUUCCUGCUCGAUACUAUGUGGCAUUAACUCGCCACAAUUUUACAAGUAAUAAUUAAAUAAAGUACCCUGGUUUCUCAGUUUGAAUUCAAUCGUAUUAUUCACGAUUCAAUUUAUACUCGUCAUAUUUCACUAUUUCGUCGUCAAAUCUCAUGUGUGUAUAUUGCUUAUAUUAAUGAGAAUGUACACGAUAGCGAAAUCGUAUUUGUUUCUUAUAUGGCGCGAUGUAUUACAUCAUAUCUUCCUUACAACUUAUUAACACUCUGUACAUAUAUUCAUACGACCAAAUGUAGUCGUUCCUCAGGACUCUCGCAACUCCGCUAGAUGAAUAUCAGGAAUGGAACACGAAUGUUAGUCGCCUACGAGGGACGUUAAAUUUGACAGUUCGACUUGGAUGACUAAUCGUAAUUAUAUAAGGAAGCAUCAAUAUUUUAGAUUUCUAGUGGAAGAGAGAGAGAGAGAGAGAGAGAAAAAUAUCGAUGCAAAAUAUUAUUUCGAAUUUCUAUUAUGCUUUAUGUAUUAUUUGCGAAACGUCACAGUAUCACGAUAAGAUGCAUAAAAAAAUUAACUUAAAAAUACAUCGCAUUAUAACGAAUUACCGCGUAGUGGAGAUUUUUUCCAACGGCAAAAAAAAAAUAAAUAAAUGCGAAUUUUCAUGGAAGGACGACGGAUUGGACGAUUUAUCAUCCGGUUUAUUUUUUUCCGGAAAAACGAGUCGUCCCUAUGGAUCGUUGCAAGGAGUUACAGCCCUGAUUGGGCUGCUGGUCGUUCAGGUAGGUAGGUGAACGUAAGAUAGCUAAACGGGUGACGUCAUUGGCUCCUUGGGUCUAUCAGAAGGUGGGAUGGAGAGAGAAAGGGGACACCGUAUGGUCUCUUAGAGAGAAGAGAAAGACGAGAAGAACCAGGAAAGAGGGUGGGAGUUAUUCGCCAGUACACCGUGAGUCGCUGGCUUCAGGUACGGGUGCACGGCACCGCGUGCAGGCAGGUAGUUCUGUGGUCUUUCUCCACGUUUCACCGCGCGAUCGUGUUGUUCAAGUUGCGAAACUAUGCGCAGGAAAACGUUUCCAUCCUCGCGCUUCUUCAUGAUCCGGAACUGGAGCGGAAGCUGUUAGCCAGGAAAUAAACUUGCGACGUAAUCUUGUUCCGUGAUGAUAUAUCAUCUCUUCUGUGCAUAAGUCUUGUGUAGUUAAAUAACAAUAGUGGACAGUGCAUAUAAUUUUCAUUGAAUAUUAAGGGAUAAAGAUAUGGAGCAGUGAGCAUUUAUGAUAGAAGAAAGUUGCUUCUCGUUGAGAAGUUAAUGCAAUGGAACGAAAGAAGCACGUGGUACAUCGAGAUGGAACAAGAUGACUUUAUGCCAAUAUUCAAUUCAAUCGUUAAUAUCCAGAGAAGCAAUUUUAUUCGUAUAGAGGAAUUUUAACAUAAUCUUUAUAAAUAUCCAGCGAAACUUGAAGAGAAAUUUUUCCGAGCAAGUUUACCGUAUGAUCGCUUUGAAUUCUCCCAACGGAAAAUCUUCUCGGAUUGCUCUCUGGCGAACGUGGACGAGCCCUUUAACAACAUUACCUAUAGAAUCUCUGAGGAUUCUUGGAGACGUGAAUAAAAGGAUUGCGAGCUUAUCACAAUAUAUAUACGCUAAGUUUGCGAAUUUAAAAGAUGGCUUUACCGGCUAAACAAGUGUUUCGAUACAUCUGGCAACGGUUUCUACCAACCAGCAUAUCCGGCAUGCAAUUGCUGCAUAUAAUUCUUUAGGCAUCUGCCUGACUCUCGCUUAAGAUAUAACUGCUUGCUCAUCGUCAACCUUCGCGUCUCUCUUCUUCGUCGUAUCGUGUUCUUAAACGCUCUCUUGUUUAUCUGAUCUUCUGCGCCUGCGAUUACAAGUUUAUUACGUAAAGUCUCACAUCAUAGAAUAACGUUUAUAAUAUUUAUCACAUCGUCGAGAAAUCUCUGCUCAAAAAUAAAAAAAAUAAAAAAAUAAUAUUUCAAUAAAAAAUAGAGAGGGUUGUACACUAAAAGCGGUCAUUGUCCCUAAUUUUAUCACGUAUUUACUACGCAAUUAUCGCAACUCGUAAGGAAUACCAAACCUCUCGAGAUGGCAAACAGAAGAGAUAACAACGUAUAUAUAUAUUUUUGCCUGAAAAGAAGGAAGAUCGAAGAAGGAAGAGACUAAAUACAAGGGAAAGUACAGUGUAAAGUAACAGCAAGUGUAACCAAGGGAUAUUAUCAGACUGACGUGUAAUGUGUCGCGUGUAGACACUGCAAACAACGCUAUCGUGCCAAGAAUCACAAAGAGUUUUCUGCUGAGUGGGAGUUUGUAUUUGUUUUUAACCUGCCCUGGAGGAUAUUUCAUCUUGCACGAUGUUUUCGUUUCGAUUUUGGCGCGUUCGAACGGAUUCAUAAAAUCUUUGCAAUAUAAAUUUACUCGACGAUUUUCGAUGAUAACCGCGAUGUAUUCACAGAACUGUAGAGCGAAUCAAUAGAGAAGACGACGAAGUUGAACGCCUGUGUCUAACUUUGAAUGUAUAAAAUGAAAAAAUGUUGAAGUGGAUAAAAGUUCGUCAGAAUGCGUCGGCAACGACGUCCGUGUCGACGACGCCGACGUUACCCGGAUCUCAUCGGGAAGUAAAAGACGAUGAGACGAGAGUUGAAGCUGAAGUUAAGAAAGAAGAGGAAGGCGAAGACAGCGGUAUGGAGAGAGAAGACUCAGUAUGCAAUAUCGAGCUGAGUGAUCUGAAAAAAGACCUGUUCUCGCAGCUGCAGUUUUCGCAAGAGAGCGCUCUGCCGCCCGACACAUUGCGCCGCGCGCUGGCUGAGAGUUUUCUCGAUCAGCAGAGAUUUCAGCUGGGUUUCAUGGACGACGCGGCGGAAUGUUUCGAAAACAUUCUCUUACGUAUACAUCUCCACAUUGCAAGCGGCGAGGCUGAAGAUAUGUGCAGCGCGAGACAUUGUGUGCCACAUCAAAAGUUUGCCAUGACGCUUGUCGAGCAAAGCGUCUGUGGAGCUUGCGGUGCGACGUCAGAGCCACUGCCUUUUACACAGAUGGUUCAUUAUGUGUCUGCAUCAGCGUUAACAUCUCAGGCUCAUCAAACAUCGCUGAAUUCUAGGAAUAGUCCAGAUCUCUUCGGACAACUUCUCCGAAGAGCUGGCGGGAUGGGUGACAUCCGGGAUUGUCCGAGUUCUUGCGGUGCAAAAAUUCAAAUAUGUCGGACUCUAAUGAAUCGGCCGGAAAUAGUCUCUGUCGGUGUCGUCUGGGAUAGUGAACGACCGUCGUUGGAGCAUAUCAUGGAUGUCUUCGCGACUGUGGGCACGUCCCUUCGGCUUAGUGAUGUCUUCCACAGUGUGGUAGACUCUCGAUGGGGUGCCUCUACCGUGCAUAAUCUCGUAGGAGUGGUUACCUAUUACGGGAAACAUUAUUCUACCUUCUUCUUCCACACAAAAUUAAAGGUAUGGAUCUAUUUCGAUGAUGCUACUGUCAAAGAAAUCGGACCUCGGUGGGAGCAAGUCGUGGAAAAAUGUAGGAGAGGUCGCUAUCAACCUUUACUACUCCUGUAUGCGACGCCCGCCGGUACUCCGGUUAAUACUGAGAACGCUCCAAAGACUGUUAUUCCUUUCCCAAAUAGUAAUGGUUUAAAAACAUCUCCAAAGAAUAGCGUUCGUCGUUCGAUUACACCUAGUCCUGAAAAGCCAUCCAUCAACAGCACUGCCAGACGUGCCAUCACUCCCAAUCCCGACAGUCCGCCUCAUCUCUACACUCAACGAAGCAUUUAUAGUGAUUAUCAGAAUCUCACAGAUAUCCAGAAUAAUAUAUUUAACAACCAGGGCGUGGAUGCGGUUGACGGCGAAAUAGAGUCGAAAUAUAUUAGUCGUCGCGCCGUGGAAAACGUAAUGCAACAACAGAAGAAACAACAGAUGCAAUUGACACGUAGUUUAAGCGUGGGAUCAGCUCCGCAAGAUGGUAUCAGCAUCCCUGACCAUAUGAACGUACCUCGAAGACGAGAUUCCGGCAAUUGGUCCGGUGAUCGAAACAGCGCGUCAUCGAGUUCGUCGACCACGAUGGACAAUACGUAUUUGUAUAUUGUUAAUAAAAUGCAAAGAAAUUCAAACGUACCUAAAAGUCCUAUCAAAUCUGGAGAACUCUCAAGUAGCAGCAGCGGUCAUUACGAUGCCGGUUACGAUUCGUAUUCUUUAUCCUCUACGGACAGUCUUCCACUUCAGCAGGGACUAAAGCAUAAUUUACAGCUUGCUCAAAUACCAGAAGGUUAUCAACCUUCUUCCGGCGAUGAUUGCGAACGAUUGUGUAAGGAAACAGACGCAUUGCUGGAUAAAUCCCGUGCCGCCGAAGAUGCUGGCGAUCUUAACACGGCCGUGGCAUUGUGCAAUGCGGCUAGCAGUAAAGCCAGAGCCGCGAUGGACGCACCGUAUAAUAAUCCUCACACGAUUACGAUAGCAAGAAUGAAACAUAAUACUUGCGUCAUGAGAACAAGAAGUUUGCACAGGAGAAUGCUACAAGAACAAGUGACCGUUAAUGGUGACAAAGAAGAAGGAGUGUCUGAAGGAAGACAUUCUCGAGAAAACAGUAAAUCAAGCCAGCAUUCGAGGCAAAGCUCGCGAGACAAAGGUAAUCAUUCUCGACAAAAUAGUCGGGAGCUUCUAGUGAACACUCCAGCGACGGUGGAUAAACCUACCACAAAGAGUAUCGAGAUAUAUGCUACUUUACCGAAAAAGAAGACUCUACGUAGUAAAGCGACGGCAGUGAAUGUUAUCGAAGAUGAGGAAUACAUGCUUUACGAUCGUCCAACACAAAGGACUGGUUUGUUUAGUCGUACGAAACGCUGUGACGAUGAUAAGAAGGACAAGAAACGAGCGAGAAGCGAGGAGAGAAAUAAGAACAUAUCAAAAGAUUUUUCACUAGCACCGUCUCGAUUAUCACCGUCACCAAAAGGAGUGAAAAUUGAGAAACCGAAGGAAAUCACCGAAACUAAUACAACUACGAUUAGGAGUACGCAGCUCAACAACACAGCUGCAGUAGAACAGAAACAAGGCAAGAAGCAGCAUAAGAUACGCAGAAAAUUGCUCAUGGGCGGUUUGAUCAAGAGGAAAAACAGGAGUAUGCCGGAUUUACGAGAAGGACAGGAUGGUCAGACGAACGUGAACCCGGAAGGAUCUUCUAAUAUUUUACCGAAACAAUCAUUGGAUGAUUCCAGCGUUGGUUUGAAAGGCAACGAUGUAAACCAAUCAUUGAGCGGUUACUUAUCAGAGGGGCAUCUGGAAUUCGCCGGAAACGGCGGAUCUGGAAACACCAGCAAUCCGAAUCUUGAGAGAAGUCGUUUGAUGAGAAAGAGCUUCCAUGGCAACGCCGGCAAAGUAUUACACGUUGCAAAAGUGCCUCCACCUCCUCCGCUUAGAACCACUUCUCAGCUUAGCAAAUCUAAAUGUUCGGGCGAAAUGCACAACGAGCAACAAUCUGACAAAGUUGUAUAUCCUUUGCCGGAUAGUCGGUGUGCGCCUAAUUCGUCACAGGAUCAGAACAGUGCUUAUUGGAAUCACAUAAAUGCGAGCAACUCAUCGAAUGUGGCGAACAGAAACUCAGACUAUGCUGAUUACUCCUCGGAAUCUCAUUCUCUUCCGUUUAUACCGUCUUAUAAUGAACAGAGCAAUAAUAUUUCCGGGACGUGCCAAAUAAACUAUAAUAAUAAGCCUAGAAUCCAGGAUGACGUUGUGCAAUAUGCUAACGGCAUACUUUAUGAACCGACUUUUGUCGUUACUCGUGCGGACGUGCACAAUGAGCAGAGUCCUGUUAAGCAACAGUUUCAGCCGGAUUCUUUGCCUCCCUAUCUUGAAAACAGUAAUAUCUCGCAUUCGCGGCAACCGAGCGAAGACUUCCCACCACCGCCAUAUCCAUCAAUUCAUUCAGUGUCGCAUUCGAGACAAACUAGUGAGGAUUUCCCGCCGCCACCUCCACCGAUUGAUGAGCCGAUUCAUCUUCAAGAGACUCAACAGCAUCAAAUUUCCGUGCAAUUCCAACAACGUGUGCAACAAUAUGAAGCACAGCAAAUUACUAGCUUGUUAGCGCAGUUGCAAAGCAAGAGAGAGCAAAUCUUGACUGACGGUCCAGGUGAAGAGAAACGACCAGAGGAGCACGAAGACGAAGAAAAGUCAUCGAGCGAAACGUGGUUGAGAGAAUUGCAAGCUAAACAGGCAGAGAGAAAAAUGAAGAGACAAGGAUCUUUAAAUCAAGACAUUCCAAAAGUGAGGACUCCAUCGAUGCCAACGAUUCAAGGACCGACUAUCGCUAGGAGAACCAGCGAUUUGAUGAUGAACAAUCUCGGACAGGGAUAUGAUCAAGGUCGUGAUGUUACGGAUUGCCCGAGAGUCAUUUCUUCGGUGAAAGACAUGGCUGCUAGGUUUGAACAGAUUAAGCUGCAACCGAUAGCGAAAUCAGAAGCAGAUAUGAAACCUCAAUCGAAGCAGAAUGUAAAUUGUGUUUCCCCAAUGCUAAUAUCGAAUAUGCCUCAAGAUACAUCAUCAAUGGAGGGAACAAAAUCAGUUAACAAAUCAUCCUCCGAAAAUUCCGUAGUUUUUACGAAGACGGAGACUUCAAACUCUCAGGCUGUUUCGAAAUCCAAUUUUGAUUCGCAAUUGAGCCAGAAUACUUUUGAUGCGAUGCCAUCGAACAAUUCUAAUGUUCAACAGAGCGAAUUAAAUGCCGCGAUAUUAUCCAUGUCCUUGACACUGCCGCACGAGAAUGGUUUGCCCAUUGAUUGCCCGGAUGACGAUAUCAGCGAAGUGGCGAUGCAGAACACCAUACAGAACACAACGAUACUGCCAAGCGAGGAGGACAUUGCCCCGAGAAAGGUGAAACGGCGGAUAGGGAAGAAGAAAAGCGUAUCAUUCUGUGACCAAGUGGUCCUUGUUGCAACAGCGGAGGACGAUGAAAAGGAUUCGUAUAUACCUAAUCCUAUUUUGGAGAGAGUUUUACGUUCUGCGAUGAAUAAACCUGAAACUGCUCAGGUUCUGCGAGAAAUCAGAAGUCUUCAGGAAGCGGAGACGAAUCGUGAAAAUACAGUUGCAAAAUUCCAACAACAUACUCUUCCUUUAAAGAGCGAAGCUGAUAGCAUGCCGGCGACACCUUUCCAAGAUCAAUUGAGAAGCGUUAAUCCAAUUCCAGAUACCAUUAAACCAACGUUUGGGCGACAGAAUUCAAGCGAUUCCAUCGGAUUGCUAACAGAUAAGAAGUCUUGUGGGAAUGAAGGCAAAGACGUCGUCGAUUGUAGAGAGACAUAUGCUGGUAUCCCUGCGAACACCUCGAAAACUUCCACAUCUUAUUCACCGCAACAACAUAUCAGAUACACACAGAAUGCAUACACGCAAUAUCUACAGUCGAUGUAUCCGCAGACGCAAGCAUCCCAUCUGAGGACUCAAGCGAUUCCUUUAUCUCAAACCCAGAAGCCAGCCAGUCCUUAUCCCACGCAAAUGCAUGGACAGUACAUACAAAAUAGUAUGCAGCAGACGAAACUAUUAUCUCAGAAAAACGGUUACGGAACGUAUUAUCAGUUGGAGCAUCAGCAUAAUCAGAUAAACAAGCAGGCAAGCGUUCAAUCGCAACAGAAUACGAUGAAUCAAAGGAUCUCGUCUCAUAACGCCAGUCCGAUAACCGUUCAACAUUCACAGCAGCAAUUUUCGUAUCCGCCUAAUCAAUCACCGAGUCCGUAUCAAAGUCAAUACUCUCAAAGUUCCUAUCAGGGUCAUCCCUAUCAAGCUGUUCUCCCUCAGAAUAGAGCGGGUCAACCAUUACCACAAUAUCAAACGUCGUCUAAUCCACCCGCGUUUUAUCAGCAUCAAUUGCAACAAAACACGCAGAAUUAUCAGCAGAGACACGACAAUUAUCAGCGACAAUUAGCACCUCAGAAAAUAGAUCAACAACAAAAUUCCGUGAUGCCUAAUCAGACAUACCCUAAGACUCUGCAGAACGGUCAGAUACAGCCGAAUGUGAAGUAUCCGGCCUAUCAACAUCCUCCGAUUUCAAAACAGAUGCAUUUCGCAAUGUCUACCGCGAAAGUCGUCCCGAUGGUGUCGCAGCCGAUGGUAACGCAAUCUUCUUUACAAGCGUCGACGACCACCGUAAGAGCAUGCGUGACACCCUGUAAUCUUUGUCGGAAGAGAAAUGUGCUUGAGCCAACGCUUUAUUGCACAGACUGUGACUUUUACAUGUCUCGCUUCCGACCGGCUAAUAAAACCACUUGAAUCGUUUCUCAUUAAUUUAAAUUAAAAACUGAAUGUCCACGUUCUUUGACGGAGGAAUAUUAGCGUCAUCCUCUUUGUAGUGAAUUAAUUAAUUACUGCGUUGACAAAAAUAAUUAUUAAUGCUUACAAAAAUCCUAAAUGUUUACAUUUUUAUAGCAGCAUUGUAUCACAAUUUAAAUGAUCCGCGUGCAAUCGCAAGAAUAGAAUUCACUGAAAAUUAGAAAUGUAUAUGUCUCGAACGUGUUUAAAAUCUCUUGCAUACAACUCAUUAAAUUUAUAGGUAAUUUACAUGUAAAAUUAAAUACAAUACACAUAGUACUAUAAUAAUUCUUAUUAAUUUUACAAAUGAUGACUUUCUCUCUCUCGAUGAAGUAAAUAUAGAUAUAUUAUCCACAUUGUAUAAAUAUUAAAAUUAAUUCUUUCGAUCGGAGACCCUCAUCGUGCAGCUAUUAUUUAUACGCAUAUGUAAUAUUAUCCCGAUAAACUCAUUUUUAUAAUUUACAUUAGAGAUAUAGAAACAGAUUGUACUUAAUCUAUAUCAUUUUCAACGUAUUUUAAUGCUUAUUGAAGAUUAUUAUUGUAAUCCGUCGGCUCUAACAUAGUUUUUAAAUACGUCCAUUAUAUGUUUAUAUUAUACAAUAACAAACACAUAUCAUUGAGGCGUUACAUUGUUAUAUUAUAGCGUUUAUGUCUGCACUAUUUUCAUUUGUAUAUAGGUGAAUUUUGUAUCAUGCUUCAUAAGACCAGCGAAACCAAUACCUUUAUUUUAUAAGUUAUAUAAUAAUUCAUUUUAUAAUUUAUAGUUGAGCGAACCGUACUUUCAGUUUUUGUAUACUCUUUGUAUUUGUAUGUUCUUUGUGCAAAUUGUAUUUUAUGAUAAAAAGAUGUGGAUAGUUGUGGAAUUGUGAUACUAGCCAUGCUACGUAAAACUUAUCUCGUUAAGAUAGAAACUAUAUUACAGAUUGCAAAAGAAGAGCUAAUUAGGUAGCAGAUGAAACUUGAUCUCUGAGAAUGCGUGGAGUUUAUUUUACGUUAAUAAUCGUCAAAGUGCGUCUUCUUGUGUAUUAACAUAUAUCACGUUAUACUGUAUCACUUUCCAAGUGUUAGUUAAAUGUACAAAUGUCUGAUUUUAUACCUUUUGUAUGUGAGUAUUUUGUUUUAAAAAUACUUUACUUUUAUUGUAAAACACAUUAAUAAAGCUCCCUUA